AUGUUUAAUAAAUGGUUUAAACCUACAAUCCCAAUAUUGCGAAUCAAUUCAGGAAUUGAUCAUAAUAGUGCUAAAUUGGUUGAGGAAUCCUUAAAGCCACUUACUAGAAUGAAAGCCCUAGCAGUUGUCGUGAAUUCGACUGGAGGUUUGCUUGUAUAGGGAGAAUUAAUGAAAAAGAAAAUAGAAUUAUUUGCUAAAACUCAUAAAAUACCUCUUUACACAUUUGCAGAAGAUUCUGCAUUGUCAGCUGGAUAUUAUUUAUUAUCAAUUGGAAAUAAGAUAUUUGUUGAUGAAGCAUCUAUGGUUGGUUCAAUUGGAGUGUUGUAUUUGAAUCUGAGUAUUGAUAAGCUAACCAGAAAAUUAGGCUUUGAACCCCGAAAGUUUUCUUCAAAUAAAAAGCUUUUCUUAAACAUCACAGGGUUAAAUGAUGAAAGAGAUGAGGAGAUGGAGGGAAUAGUAAAGGAUUAAUUUGGAAUAAUGAGAUAAUAAUUUUUUGAUCAUUGUGAUAAAUAUAGACCACAAUUAUAAAAAUAAGAUGCGGAUGUUAAGGAUUUAAUUUAUAAUGCCAAUAUAUUUACUGGGAUAGAGGCAGUUAAAUAUGGAUUGGCUGAUGAAAUUGGAAAUUUUGAGGAAGUGUUGAAUCGCUUACAUCCUGAUUGCUAAUUAAGAGACAUUACUAGAAUACCACUUGCUUAAUAUUACAUAAUGAAGUAAUAGUCAUAAUGA
This is a messenger RNA of Paramecium tetraurelia, 726 nucleotides long. RefSeq lists its product as uncharacterized. Gene Ontology annotation, biological process: proteolysis. Gene Ontology annotation, molecular function: peptidase activity. The transcript is spliced from 3 exons. Lineage: Eukaryota; Ciliophora; Oligohymenophorea; Peniculida; Parameciidae. The record is from RefSeq and is a predicted model, not a curated record.